AUGGGCGACGUCUUUCACUGUGACAGUACCUCCGGCCUGAUGAACGCGUUUGACCUCUACAAGGAGAUCGACAAUAUUGGCGCCGCCAUCUUGCUCACUGACGCCCAGGACGACUGCAUGAACGUGCUGUGGACGCUGGUGGAUACCGUGACUGAGGUACUCCGCGUCUGCGCCUACAUCCGCUUCAAGGUGUGUUUAUCCACGAGGUAGAU
Molecule: messenger RNA, 212 nt
Organism: Soboliphyme baturini
Lineage: Eukaryota; Metazoa; Nematoda; Enoplea; Dioctophymatida; Soboliphymatidae
Source: the annotation of a GenBank genome assembly